This is a messenger RNA of Brachypodium distachyon (stiff brome), 1629 nucleotides long. RefSeq lists its product as uncharacterized. The record is from RefSeq and is a predicted model, not a curated record. NCBI's taxonomy places the organism in Eukaryota, Viridiplantae, Streptophyta, Magnoliopsida, Poales, Poaceae. The transcript has a single exon. The coding region runs from base 113 to 1363 and encodes 416 amino acids.
GCACCACUAGUCCACUAUCCCCCACUCUCCUUCCUUCCUUGGGUUAACCGCUCCCGCACGCACGCCCACGCCUUGGAUUCUCGCGCGCCCACACAUCUCGCCGGCGCCGAGGAUGCCGGGCGCGAUCGCGGCUUGCUUCCGCUGCGCGCCGGCAGCGGCGGCGGCCGCUGCUCCGCUCGCGUCCGCGUCCGCGUCCUCCGCGGCGGGGCCCAGCCUGGCGACCUCCGUCUACGAGACCCACCUCGGCCUCGUCGCGCUCUCCUGGUCCCGCACCUCGCUCGGCCUCUCGCUCCGCGCCGUCCUCCGCCUCUCGUGCCCGCCCACCCCGGGCUCCUCGCCCGCCGCCUCCUCCAGCGCCGCCGCUGUCUGCUUCGGCGACGACCCGGACGAAGAGACCCUCGCCUUCCGCGUCCGCCCCUGGCUCCUCUGGCGGCGCCGCGGGUCCAGGCGGUUCGCCGCGGGCGGCGACCGCCGCGUCGACCUCGCGUGGGACCUUACCCGUGCCCGCUUCCCGGCCUCCGGGUCCCCGGAGCCCUCCUCCGGGUUCUUCGUCGCCGUCGUGGUCGACGGCCAGAUGGUCCUAGCCGCGGGGGAUUUGCCCGACGCGGCGUACCGCAAGACCCGGGCUCGGAGGCCGCCGCCGGGCCCGCGCUCUGUGCUCCUCUCCCGGCGCGAGCACGUCGCCAUGCGCGACGCCGGAGAGGGCCGCGGCCACAGGACCUGGGUCAACGUCCGGGGCAGGGAGCGGGAGAUCUCCAUGGAUCUCGUGUCCCGCAGCCGCGGCAAGGACAGCGUCAGCAGGGAGAAGGAACGGGCGGACGUGGGGUUGUCCGUCUCCAUCGACGGCGAGCGCGUGCUCCACGUGCGCCGGCUCCGCUGGAAGUUCCGCGGCAGCGAGCGGGUCGACCUCGGCGGCGGCGACCGGGUCCAGGUCUCCUGGGACCUCCACAACUGGCUCUUCCCCCAGCGCGAGCCGCCGCCAACAACCGCGGACACAGCUGCACAAGCGCACGCGGUGUUCGUCUUCCGUUUCGAGGUCGGCGGUGGCGACGGCGGCGAAGCGGAAGAGGGGAAGGAUCUCCUCGACAAGGACUCGUCGAGCAGAAACAAGGGCAUGUGGAGAGGCUACUUCGAGCGGUGGGGCCGAAGGGACUGGAGCGAGACCGGCAGCAACGGGGAGAGGAAGAAGAAGGGGAGAGGGCGGAGGCUGGCCAUGGCGAGCUCGUCGUCGUCAGCGUCCGUGGCCUCGUCGACGGCGUCGUGGGCAAGCAGCUCGACGGUGAUGGACUGGGCCAGCCCCGAGGAGGCCGAGAUGCAGCGGGGCGACGGCUUCUCGCUGCUGAUCUACGCUUGGAAGAGCUAGCGGCGCCGGCGGCGAUACUGUUCGGAUUGGUUGUGUGGUUCGUUUCUCUUCAAAAUUUUGCUGGUGGUUGGGAUUGGCGGAUUGUUGUUGUGAGUUGCAAAUUCUCUUGUGUAGUUUGCCUUGUGGGAUCGAAUUGAUCUUUAGAUUAAUUCCAGUAGUGAUAGCUAAGUGAAACGAACAGCUAGUGUCUGGUAUCUAUACCAUUCUUCGCAUUCGAAAGGAGAAGCAAAAUUUGCGUUUCUUGAUUAUGAUUCACAUUGAGUACA